Lethenteron reissneri (Far Eastern brook lamprey) is the source of this 7705-nucleotide messenger RNA. Its product is annotated as zinc finger protein 271-like. NCBI's taxonomy places the organism in Eukaryota, Metazoa, Chordata, Hyperoartia, Petromyzontiformes, Petromyzontidae. Gene Ontology annotation, biological process: regulation of transcription by RNA polymerase II. The record is from RefSeq and is a predicted model, not a curated record. Gene Ontology annotation, molecular function: DNA-binding transcription factor activity; RNA polymerase II cis-regulatory region sequence-specific DNA binding.
CCUGCUGCCGCGUGACGUCACGACGCAACAGGAAGCUGCCGCUCCGCCCGUGCACUGAAAUCCGAGGCCAAUCCCGCUUGAGCUGCUAUACCGCUCUUGUCUUCAGCGCGACCUGCCAACAACAACAACAAGCUGUCGCUUCCUCUGCAGAAUUGGUCUGAUGGAGCAAAUGCACUCGGCAGGGCGCGGUGCAAAAAGGCAACAAUGCGACCAGCGUGCAAACAGCACGGAUCAUCCUGGAAAUUUGACACGACACAAGAGAACUCGCACAGGAGAGAAACCCUUCAAGUGCACUGUGUGUGACAAGGCAUUUGCACAGUCAUCUGCUCUUGAAACACACCAGAGAACACACACGGGAGAGAAACCCUUCAAGUGCACUGUGUGUGACAAGGCAUUUGCACGGUCAUAUGUUCUUAAAAAACACCAGAGAACACACACGGGAGAGAAACCCUUCAAGUGCACUGUGUGUGGGAAGGCAUGUUCACAGUCAUCUGAUCUUGAAAGACACCAGAGAACACACACGGGAGAGAAACCCUUCAAGUGCAGUGUUUGUGGGAAGGCAUUUGCACGGUCAUUUGCUCUUAAAACACACCAGAGAACACACACAGGAGAGAAACCCUUCAACUGCAGUGUGUGUGGGAAGGCGUUUACACGGUCAUCUGAUCUUGAAAAACACCAGAGAACACACACUGGAGAGAAACCCUUCAAAUGCACUGCGUGUUGGAAGGCAUUUUCACAGUCGUCUGAUCUUGAAAAACACCAGAGAACACACACGGGAGAGAAACCCUUCAAGUGCACUGUGUGUGACAAGGCAUUUGCACAUUCAUCUGCUCUUAAAAAACACCAGAGAACACACACGGGAGAGAAACCCUUCAAGUGCACUGUGUGUGACAAGGCAUUUGCACGGUCAUUUGCUCUUAAAACACACCAGAGAACACACACAGGAGAGAAACCCUUCAAGUGCAGGGUGUGUGUGAAGGCAUUUACAAAGUUAUCUUAUCUUGUAACACACCGGAGAACACACACGGGAGAGAAACCCUUCAGGUGCAGUGUGUGUGGGAAGGCGUUUGCACAGUCAACACAUCUUCAAGUACACCAGAGAACACACACGGGAGAGAAACCCUUCAAGUGCACUGUGUGUGACAAGGCAUUUUCACAGUCAUCUGCUUUUGAAAAUCACCAGAGAACACACACGGGAGAGAAACCCUUCAAGUGCAGGGUGUGUGGGAAGGCGUUUUCAAAUUUAUCUCAUCUUGUAGCACAUCGGAGAACACACACGGGCGAGAAACCCUUCAGGUGCACUGUGUGUGACAAGGCAUUUUCACAGUCAUCUACUCUUGAAACACACCAGAGAACACACACGGGGGAGAAACCCUUCAAUUGCACUGUGUGUGACAAGGCAUUUUCACAGUCAUCUGCUAUUAAAAAACACCAGAGAACUCACACGGGAGAGAAACCCUUCAAGUGCAGUGUGUGUGGGAAGGCAUUUGCAUGGUUAUUUUCUCUUAAAACACACCAGAGAACACACACAGGAGAGAAACCCUUCAAGUGCAGUGUGUGUGGGAAUGCAUUUGCAUAUUCAUCACAUUUUCAUAUUCACCAGAAAACUCACACAGGAGAGAAACCUUUCAAGUGCACUGUGUGUGACAAGGCAUUUGCAUGGCCAUCCGCUCUUCAGGCCCACCAGAGAAAACACACAGGAGAGAAACCUUUCAAGUGCACUGUGUGUGACAAGGCAUUUGCAUUGCCAUCCGCUCUUCAGGCCCACCAGAGAACACACACAGGAGAGAAACCUUUCAAGUGCACUGUGUGUGACAAGGCAUUUGCAUGGCCAUCAGUCCUUCAGGCCCACCAGAGAACACACAUGGGAGAGAAACCCUUCGAGUGCAGUGUGUGUGGGAAGGCAUUUUCAAAGUCAACUGUUCUUAAAAAACACCAGAGAACACACACGGGAGAGAAACCCUUCAAAUGCACUCUGUGCGAUAAGGCGUUUUCAGAUUCAUACAAUCUUUUAAUACACCAGAGAACUCACACAGGAGAGAAACCCUUCGAGUGCAGUGUGUGUGGGAAGCCAUUUGCACAUUCAUCUACUCUUGUAAUACACCAGAGAACACACACGGGAGAGAAACCCUUCAAGUGCAGUGUGUGUGUGAAGGCGUUUGCACAUUCAUCUCAUCUUGUAGCCCACCAGAGAACACACACGGGAGAGAAACCCUUCAUGUGCAGUGUAUGUGGGAAGGCGUUUGCACAUUCAUCUUCUCUUAUAGCACACCAGAGAACGCACACGGGAGAGAAACCCUUCAUGUGCAGUGUGUGUGGGAAGGCGUUUGCACAUGCAUCUCCUUUUGCAGCACACCAGAGAACACACACAGGAGAGAAACCCUUCAAGUGCAGUGUGUGUGGGAAGGCGUUUGCACAUUCAUCUCCUCUUGUAGCACACCAGAGAACACACACGGGAGAGAAACCCUUCAAAUGCACUCCGUGCGGGAAGGCGUUUACACUUUCAUCAAAUUUUCAUGUCCACCAGAAAACACACAAGCAUCAGAAGAUCCACAAGGAGUGGAGUCUGAAAACAGCUUGUGAAACUCAAAAUGCCGCAAUGAGCCCAUCCCUCAUCAAACAAGAACCGGAAGAAUAUCCCAGCUUGGACACUUGUAAUGGUAUCGAGGUGGAAUAUGAAGAGGUGACGGUUAAAUGUGAAGAAGUGAUGGUGAAGAGCGAAGAAGUGAUGGUAAAAUGUGAAGAUGAGGAUUCAACUCCAAAAUGGGACCUUCACAUCAAUGGAGGCAACGUGAAGCAGGAGGAGAAUUCUGACUGUGAGGCAGAGCAAGGCAACUCCCAGCAGUUUGUGGAAGUGGAGGUGUGGGUGGACUUCCUCCGAGACAAGACAAAGUCAAAUGGAGACCCGGUAGAUGCGUAAGCUUGAGACGAUGUCGCCCCAAUAGAUGCACCUUUGUCACAGGCCUUUAAUGACAAGAACGUGAAGUUGAACACUCAAUUCAUAGGUUCAACCUGCAGAGUAAGAGCAGCCAGUCUUUGUGGACCUGUGGGUUGGUUAGGUCUCUAACCAGAAGCGAGAGCCAAAAAGCUCCCAAGCAUUCACUAUGUUAUCAUAAUUGCAUUUAUAUGGUGCCUGCUUAAUCGCCUUGGCAAUUCGGAGUUUUGUAUCUCAUCUCGAACACUCGAAGAGAAUCCCCAAGUAGCAGCUGCCCCUGUGUGGCACAAGGUGGUGGCCCUGCAUCGGCCUGCAUGUGGACGAGAGCCUGUCAGUAGGGGGCGAUGGUUGAUGUGUCAUGUCAGUUGUGGAGUUUGUAGGUAUUGUUUAGAAUUUGCUACAUUUUGACCCAGACGCCAGCAUGCAAUGGCCUACUCGUUUUGAAUGACGCAAUAAUAUGUUGUACAUACACUGUUAAGCAGAUGGUGCGUAUGGUUUUUUAAAAAGCUUCGUAAAUUAGGAGUGGAUUCCUGCAGUAACGAAAGCUUCAAAUCAAGAUUGAACUGCCUCUACGGGGAGCGUUUCCACACAUCUGUUAGAGCUUUUAACAGACUGAGACCAGAAGGCUCACAUGAUCGAGUCUCUCACCUUUCUAAAGAGAUGCCGCGACAACAAGGAAGUGUCUGCCUCUGGAGCAACUCAUUGUCUUUGAAAUGGGGAGCACACUCGGAUCAUUCAUCAGUUACAAGGCAUACCACUCAAAAGUUACGUGUAGGAGGUACAUUCUCUACAACACGAAUGAUAAUUUGUUGACGUAGAUUUUGUCGAACGAGGACUAGAAAUGCUCCUUGCCGAUUAACGUCUGGAUGUUCACAACCAUGGGUUGAAGCAAGCCGGACCGCCUUUGGCGCCUCCGAACAACCAUUUACCGCCUUGGGCCAGGAAAGUCACGAAAAAAAUUGCACACAAACGACGCAUUCACGCAAGCACCCGAUGCUCCGUUUUGAAGUUUGAAUAGUAUUAUGUUUCGAAUUAGAUAAUUUUAUUUCUUAAUUAAAAGCUUAUAUCAUUUUACAUCUGAAAAACUUCAUAAAAAAAAAAAUUUGUGUGAAUUUUCUCUCGUCAUUAAGUAGAUGGCCUUGCUGGGGGUUCGGUUCCAUGCGGACUUUCACCCGUUUGGGAUUGCGGGAUCGAGAUAAGGCAACACAGCUGGCCGUGCGAGAAGACCGCCGUCUGCGAUCGAUUCCAACGUAAUCGAACGUCUGUCCCUGUGCCUCCGUCGUUUGUGCAGCGCCCCCUGCAUGAAAACGACGGCAAGUGCAGCAGAUAUAUGAAAUUGUGCACUUAUACAGCGUCUGUCCCACCGCAGUCAACGACUGUCAGUAGCAGCAGGCGCCCGUUCAACUCCCACGACUACACGCCACUCAAACUUGCUCCGAACACACAAAGACAAAGAUCCCCCAUAUGGCCUGGAAAGAAUGUUGGGGCAAGUGCUGUUAGUGAGCGCCUAACACAAAUAUAAAGAUCCCCCGUAUAGCCUUAACAGACUGGGGGCAAGUACUGUUAGCACCUAUUAAGGGUGGGACAGCACCACGCCCGGCCGCCUUUGUGUCCCUAGUGUUGUGUAUAUGUAGUGCUCGACACGACAGCUUCUUGUCUUUCCUCUUCACUUAAUUUCGCAUAUUUCGAUCAACGUUCCUCCAGCUAACACCGAUCCACGGUUCUCCUCCGCGCUCUCCGCUCGCUCGCCGCGUUCCGCGGGCCUCACUCGCUCCCCAUCACUUCUCCGUCGACUCUCCUCUCCACUCUCUCUGCCACAGUUCGGCUGCUCCUUUAUCAGCUCCGCCGUCCCACUCUGUCGUAACUACAUCAGCUUCUCUUCCCACACUCCAGCCGCUUCCUACUGGCUUCCUCGUCUCACUGCUACCCUACACUGCUCCACUGCUACCCUACACUGCUCCACUGCUAUGCUAUUCUACACUGCUCCACUGUUACCCUACACUUCACUGCUACCCUACACUUCUCCACUGCUACCCUACACCUCUCCACUGCUAUCCUACACUUCUCCACUGCUAUCCUACACUUCUCCACUGCUACCCUACACUUCUCCACUGCUACUCUACACUGCUACUCUACACUUCUCCACCGCUACCCUACACUGCUACCCUACACUGCUCCACUGCUACCCUACACUUCUCCACUGCUACCCUACACUUCUCCACUGCUACCCUACACUGCUACUCUACACUUCUCCACUGCUACUCUACACUGCUACUCUACACUUCUCCACCGCUACCCUACACUGCUACCCUACACUUCUCCACUGCUACCCUACACUUCUCCACUGCUACCCUACACUGCUCCACUGCUACUCUACACUUCUCCACUGCUACCCUACACUUCUCCACUGCUACUCUACACUGCUCCACUGCUACCCUACACUGCUCCACUGCUACCCUACACUUCUCCACUGCUACCCUACACUGCUAUUAGCUCUGCUGCUCCGACUCUUCCAUCCUCUGUCUCCUCCCAGGCUCGAACUCCUGUCUCCUCCAAAACCCCCUCUUUUUAUCCCCGAGCCAAUUAAUCCCCAAUGAAUCUGGGGCACCCCCCGCGACGCCACUUGCCUCCAGCCCACGCUGGCACCUGGCAUGUUUUUCCCGACAAUGCGGCGCCACUCCGCGACAACAACACCCUCUCGGCCAAUCGGCGCCCUGCGUCCUUAAUUACUCCCUGCCACCUGCUACCAUCCUCAGACAGCGCCGCCCCACAUCUCGACAACAACAACGACGCCCAGCCAAUUGGCGCCCCGUGUCCUUAUUUGCUCCCACUGUACGCUGCGUGCGCGCACACCGACCUCUGCGCGUGACGCGUACUUUCAGGCACUACAUAUAUAGGCCUUUUCCCUAAAUUGAUUUUAAUAAUUCGGCCAUUAUAUUUUUUUUAUAAUAGUCAAUCGGGGUGUAGCAUGGGGCACGAAAAAGGCUGAGGCACACCCUCACCUCCCACCUCGCCUCUCACAAGCCACACAAGAAGGCAGCUCGAGAUAAGCUGUAAAAUGUAAAAAAAUAAACCCCGUUGCAAGGUGAGGGGGCUGCUAAUGAGAUUUUGGGGAAUUCUCUACUGGGCUUCAAAGACCGCCAUACAACACGGACGCAGGGCAGGGACAAUCGGACAUUACAAGUGGCGUUUUUUUACGGUAAAAGUUCGAAACUUAGCGACAAGAACAAAUCGACAUUAUAGACUGCAGUCUAGAUUAGUGGCUUUUAUUAUUACUUAUUUUAUUUUAUCCUUAUUCACCUUAUUGUUUCUAUCUACGUGACUUUACCGAAAGAACCAAAGUACAUGAGUUCCGCAAAUCACGAAAGCUUAAGUCAAAACGUAGCUAUGUCUCCAACCUCGGGAUAUCAAAAUAUAAAUCUAGAAUAAGAAGCACGGAUUUCUGGCGACACAGAGAACAAAAUUUGAUAAACCCUCGGAAUACCUGUGGUAACAACUAGGUAGAUCACAUAUCUUGGUUAAACAUAAACCAAAUAAUAAUUAUGAAGUAUUAGACCGAGGGUCAUCCAGAUGAAAUACAAUGCAAAACAGGUCAAUCACACACGACCAAAAUAAUAUGCAUUCCAUACAAUCAGAGCCGCCCAACCACCUUUGUCUUCCAGAAGCACGUGGUAGCAAUAAAUUACACAUGCAGGGAGGGCGCCUCCCCUUGAGAUGUCAAGCACCAUGAAGUAAUUCCAAACCACGACAGAAGUACUGUAAACACUGUUCAAAACAUACCUUGAGUCACAGAAUCAACACCGCAAAAAGGGAUAAAUAUUAAGAUAAGGGGUAGAAAAUAAUGUUUCUCUUUCUCUCAACUCUUGUAUAUAUUUGGUCUUGAAAAAUUAAUGAAAAUAGAAAAAAUGAAAAAAAAAUGUAAUUUUCAAAAAUGAUGCUAAUUUGUGUAGACUUGACCUUUGGAGGAGUGUGCUCGACUUCCGAGUCCGCACGCUCGUGGGUAGUCGUGAGCUGCUGCUGCUGGUCCUGUGCGAUGCUCGCUUGGUCGAUGCUUGACGCUUUUCCACCUUUUCUCCAGGUUGAUUGCUUGUCGUUGCUCGUCACUCUUUCUCUUUCUCUCUUGCUGCAGCUGCUGGUGGGAGCUGGCACUCAAUGUAGAAUACAACUUUUAGCGAUGCUUCGUCUGUCAGUGCCGAACUCGUACUCGGUGACACAUCGCUACUCUGCAAGCCUCGCCAUCCUUGGUCGAUUGUGGGGCCCACUCCCGGAGCUUGCCGCAGCAAGACCCUGUUGCAUGAUCUGUGUCCUUGCUUAUAUGUGAAAUUCUCCCCUCUCUGCGCGUCGCUUGUGAGAGAAAAAAACCGAUGCCCUCUGUUUUGUUCUCUUCCCGUGGCCGCAGCCGCCUGGUUGCCCCCAGUUCCACCCCUCUCUGCCUUCGUGGUGUUUGCUAUCUCAAGGGGAGGCACCCUCCCUUCAUACGUAUUUAUUGCUACCAUGUGUUGUGUCAAAUUGUUGGGAGACAAAGGCGGUUAGGAGUCUCUGGUCCUAUGGAAUACAUAUUAUCUCGAUCGUGUGUGUUUGACCUAUUUUGCCUUGUAUCUAUUUGGACUUACCCUAGGUCUAAUACUUCAUGAUUAUUGGUUUAUGUUUACCAAGAUUCGUGAUGUAUCAUAGUUGUUAACACAGGUAUUCUGAGGGUUUUAUUAAGCUUUGUUCUCCGUCUGUGUCACUAGGAGUAAUAUAAGUAAUAAUAAAAGCCACUAAUGUAGA